Salmo salar (Atlantic salmon) is the source of this 1196-nucleotide messenger RNA. It is a transcript of the gene ogna, whose product is annotated as osteoglycin, paralog a. Gene Ontology annotation, biological process: articular cartilage development; bone development. Gene Ontology annotation, cellular component: extracellular matrix. The record is from RefSeq and is a predicted model, not a curated record. Gene Ontology annotation, molecular function: protein binding. Lineage: Eukaryota; Metazoa; Chordata; Actinopteri; Salmoniformes; Salmonidae.
UCUGAAUUGGCAACCAAAGAGUUAAAGUCUGUUGCAUAAACUCUCCCGUGCUUCAAGAAAUCGCCUGGAAGCUACUUGUGCAGGCUUUAAAUACUGAUUUGACAGAUCACAUUUUACACACAACCUGCCACUGAGAAAAUAGCCCAGCACUACUACUACUACUACUACUACUAUCCCCAGCAGCUACUGAACACACCAAACACAUACAGGGACACGAUGGGAACUCUGAGAGUAUUAUUACUCUUGUCCUUUAUACCGUCGCCGUGGGUGCUCUGCUCAACUGGGAAACACUUUAACCAGGAAUCAACACUCCGACUGGAACAACAGGAUGUACUGCCCAAUAGAGAAGCCUAUCUGGACGCAAGGAGGUCUAAGAGAGUGGCAGCAGCGUUGUGGCUGGGAGAGGACUAUGACUCCAGCAUGGUGUUCCUGCCUGCUGAUGAACCAGACAACGCCCCAGCUGGGGGUGACGCCUCAGAGCUGCCAACAUGCCUGCUGUGUGUGUGUCUGACCGGCUCUGUGUACUGUGAGGAGGUCGUCCCAGAGAUGACUGCUGUGCCCACCCUGCCCAAGGAGACUGCCUACCUCUACGCACGCUAUAACAAAAUCAAGAAGAUCACCAAUAAAGACUUUGCAGAUAUCGUGACUCUGAAGAGAAUCGACCUAACGGGGAACCUGAUCUCAGAGAUUGAGGAAGGAGCGUUCUCUAAACUGACCCUGCUGGAGGAACUCAAUCUGGCUGAGAACCAACUUGUCAAGCUGCCCAUGCUACCCGGCAAGCUCACCACCUUUAACGCCAACCACAACCGGCUCAAAACCAAAGGGGUCAAGGCGAACGCCUUCAAGAAACUGGAGAAGCUGAUCAACCUGUUUCUGGGAGACAAUGCGCUGGAGGCUGUACCGGUGAUCCCGGAAAACGUCCGUAUUGUCCACCUGCAGAACAACAACAUCACGGAUAUCAGCUUCGAGACGUUCUGCAAGGGCAACAACACGUACUACAUAAGACCCAACCUGAUGGAGGUGAGGUUGGAUGGGAACCCGGUGCUGCUGUCCAAGUACCCAAACAGCUUCACCUGCCUCAAGUCUCUCCCCGUGGGACAGUACCGCUAAAGACUAAACUCCCUUGGGGAAAAGAGGUCUUCUGUUCUGACGUCAUUUUGGACUUCCUGGUUAAAUAAAAAAAAUAAAAAAAGGUU